Molecule: messenger RNA, 601 nt
Organism: Lachancea lanzarotensis
Lineage: Eukaryota; Fungi; Ascomycota; Saccharomycetes; Saccharomycetales; Saccharomycetaceae
Gene: EST3
Product: telomerase subunit EST3
Biological process (GO): telomere maintenance via telomerase
Cellular component (GO): chromosome, telomeric region; telomerase holoenzyme complex
Molecular function (GO): telomeric repeat DNA binding
Source: RefSeq, a predicted model, not a curated record
AUGUCUAAAGUCAUUGUCAGCCACAAGAAGAAACAGAAUGAAUCAUUCUACCUACGCUCAUGGAUAGAGCCCGAGAUUCGCACGCUUGUCGCCAUUCAUGCCAAAUAUCCAGCUUGGCCUAUCGUCAAGAAAUUUACUCCUCCGUGUAAAACGACCAGCAUCUCAUUGUUCAAUCGUUACAAUUUACAGGAUCCAAGACAUUUCGUGAAGAUUACGGGAUUUCACAACGUGGAAACAUUCACCGUCUUUGGGUCAGUGCGCGACGACUUUUGCCAGCUUCUUAGUUGAGUUUACGCCCACAUGCGUAACGAACUUCGAGAGACAUCACGCGAUACGAAUAACAUCGCAGACGCUUAAUACCAUUUUACUUAUUGGUGAUGUGACCAUCAAAUACGUGUCAGUUUCAGAUAUCCGUGACACGGCAAAAUGGUCGUUGAACCUGAAUCUUAACCCUCAAAUUUCGGCUCUUCCGGUACUCGUGAUCGGACAAUGUCUAGCUUUCGAUUUGGACCAAGUCGAGGCACGACUAAAAUUCCCCUAUCUGUACCAACUUGGGUCUUUUGUUGAUAUAUUCGCGCGAGACCUGCGUCCUACUUCCUGA